Molecule: messenger RNA, 728 nt
Organism: Hordeum vulgare subsp. vulgare (domesticated barley)
Lineage: Eukaryota; Viridiplantae; Streptophyta; Magnoliopsida; Poales; Poaceae
Exons: 1
Coding region: 143-484 (113 amino acids)
Source: RefSeq, a predicted model, not a curated record
CAACAACUCAUCUCACUCCGUCACAUCGCAACACAGACCUCAGAAGCACAUCUCAUCUUGUCUCGUCUCACCGUUCAUUGGACUCCGAGCAAACCAGCGGAAGCUCACGAGCGUCUAGCGAAGCAACAGGCAGAGCAAAUCAAUGGCGAUGGCACCGUCAGCAUCGGUCGUCUCCUUCUCCGCCCGCCCGUCCGCCGCGCUCCAGCCACGCGCCGCCUCCGCCUCGGCGGGGGCCGGUGGGCGGGUCCGCGCCGGGGCGCCCAAGGGAGGCAAGUGGUGGGCGCCGCUGGUCGGGUGGUCCGGGCGGGCGGACUACAUGGAGGCCGCGGCGCCCACGCCGGUGGUCGAGGAGGAGGGGAGGACGUUCGUGGGCCUGACGGAGGAGAAGGCGCGACAGCUGCGGGCGAGGAUGUCGGAGAUGGACAGCUUCCACGACGCCAUGUACCACUCUGCCAUUGCGUCCCGCCUCGCACGCUCAACCUAGGAGAACAACUGCUGUUCAGUGCGUUUGUAUAUAGUAUGCUUCUGGUCGUGCUGUUAUCACGGAGGAGAUGCAUACGGGAGGGAUCUGGUUUUAGGAUUGCCCACCCCCCCCCCCCCCCCCCCCCAUCUUCUCUUUUGUAAUUGUAAUUACACCCCAUGUGCAAAUGUUUUUCAUGUAAUCCCUCUGAAGAUCUAAAAAAAUGUACUCCAUAUGUGUGUGAGAGUGUUUACAGAAUUCGGUUUCA